Molecule: messenger RNA, 3695 nt
Organism: Porites lobata
Lineage: Eukaryota; Metazoa; Cnidaria; Anthozoa; Scleractinia; Poritidae
Source: the annotation of a GenBank genome assembly
AUGGCGGAAAGUAUUUCCACUCCAACGAAGAUUUCUGCAAGAAAUCCAGUUUGCAGGCUAUGUGGUGGUUCCUAUGAGAGUCGCUAUAUGCUACGGAUAUUCAGCAAGGCCGGUUCAACUAAAGAUCUGUGUUCGAAGGUUAAAAAAACGUGUGGGAUCAAAAUUUCUGAGGACGAUACGAGGUCAGCUAGGUCAACAGUGGUGUGUAGGACUUGCGUUGCGUUCGUAGAGAAAAUGGAUCAGUUCAUUCAAAGGGCCCAAUCUCUAGACAAUACGCCGUCUGAUCCAGUAAACACAGAAUAUUCUGUAAAGCGAUGCGUUCAACUUUCGCCGUCUUCGCAUCAGCCUUCGAAGCGUUUAUCGAAGGAUAUGCCACCCGAAAGCUCCAAUGUGGAUCAGCCGUCGAAGCGAAUCACAUCAGGUAGAUCUGCAAAACAGCUUUCCUUCUCAUCUCCGCCAGCCACGACGGCAGAUAAUUCCACAUGUACAACCACUUCUGCGAAGCAUCCCAAACGAACUACAUCAAAUUCUGCAGAGGAGCUGUCUUUGUCAACUCCGCAAGAUGCUACUUUUCUGAUACCCAGAUCAACAGGAGAUGAGCUUGCUGUUAUGAGUACGUCUGCGGAUCAGCCGUUGGCACAAACCACAUCAAGUUCUGCAGAGCAGCCAGCUUUCCCGACUCGACCAGCUACAACUGCAGUUUUAAUGCCCAAAUCAACAGGAUCUAGUAAUUGUACGUUUGAAGCUCAACCGUUUUUGGAUGAGAGACAGCAGAAAAUGAUUGUGCAAGCGGUCAGCCAUAAGGAUGCAACUGUAUUGGCGGCUAUUUUGAAAGACCACUGUCCAAGUGUUUUACAGGAGUUAAGAAAGGCCUUCGAGGAGGAAUUGAAGACAUCAUGUGCAAAGCUGUGCAAGCGUUCGCAAGGUUCAGUUCUAUAUGGAAAUGACUACGAGAGCAUUGAAAACUUUGAUUUCAAUAAAGUAUGGGUUGAAUUGAAGACGAACCACCCUUUUCUUAUAGAGAUUAUGAACGCAGUGUCAGGCAAAGAGAACUCUGUCGUAGAAAAAAAACUCGAGCUUCAAGUCAAGUACAGUUUUUUAUACUCCAUCCUUAUGAGCGAGAGAUGGCAUGAACUCAACCUAGUGAAGCGCGUGAACACAGUUCUCAUCAUCGAGGGUGGAUGUACCAAACAGGUAUUUCAGCUUACUGAAAUGUAAAACAUCAAACAUUGGUUGAUUUCCCCAAGGGGGGUACUGAUUGGGAUGUGCUGCCUGGUUCUCCAAAUCCUGACCCUAUUUCAGACUCAAAAAUGUGAUUUUCCACACCUGUUUUCACACCAGACUUCUAAAAUCCAUACCCAUUUUCAGACCUAGCCGUUAGGCAGAAAUUAUGUUAUCAUUACUUAGUAUAGAGCGUGAACAAAAAAAUUCUUCAAAUCCACUUCCAAUUUGCCUAUCUCUGUUACUCAUUUUGAAUUGAAACGAUAAAUACGUUCAUACACUCCCAUAGUUCGCUCAAAAACCAUACCUGAUCUCAGACCAAAAUGGGCAAAGUGUAUACCCGUCUUCGGACCAAACCCUACCUGAUGGGCAGCACAUACCUAUAUAGCUUACAUAGGCGAGUAACCCCCUUGUGGUUGAUUCCUGAACUAAUAUUUCCUCUUACCCACACAGCAGUAUUUAUAUUUUGCCAUUUAAAUCAUGGAUUGGUUGCUAUCGGAAAUUCACACUUUUUAUAGAGCUUGUUAUUGUUGUGUAGUAGUUUGUGAUUCAGUUUCUAUUUGAAAGAUCCAUCCUUAUAAUGAAGCCUAGAAAAGAGAACUGCUCUGUGGAUAUUGAAAUUUGUUUUUUAAAUUCUGUCUCCCUUUAAAUAGCUCCAAGAACGACUAAAUAAACUUGGUGUAUGCCUGUCAUCUGGGAGAAGAGAUACCCUUCUGAAGCUGUUAGGAGGCCACUUCUCAGACAUAGUAGUGACAAAAAUGAAGAAAGGAAGUGUGUUCCGAGGUACUGGUGACAACUGGGAUUUGAAAAUUUUGAAAGGCCAUAUGAGAAAGGAAGUCCAGAAUGAGGAUCUGCACUUGUUUGCCAGUAACCUAAUUGAAAACAGAAUCAACUUCAACCACUUACCCAAUGACAACCCCAGAGGAGAUAUUAAAGAUUUCCGUCGACAUAAUUUUUCCUUAAAUGUAAAUGAAUGGAAGACAUAUGCAGAAUGUGCCAAAAUUAUUGUUGGGCGAAUUGUUCUUGAGUUCUGUCCCAAAUUUAAGUUCUUGAGAGCAGUUAUCCCCAAUCACAUUUCUCAUGAGUACAGUCUACAAAUGGCACAGAAGUCUACCAUAGUUAGUUUGCCAAUAAUCAAUGCAAAUGAAUCAAAGUAUGAUGAUUGUGUUAACAUUUUAAGAACUUAUGAAAAGUGGAUUGCUGAAAUCUAUGUUCAGGCUGGGCUGCUAGAUGAAAUACCACACACUGACAAUCCACCAGUUCCUGAAGGACCUGCAGCACCUGGCCAGACAAAUGCACACAGACAAGACACCAACGAUGACCCAAUGAGGGAAAUGAAGAUUCCUUUUGCUGGCGAUCAGCUAACCCGAGUGAGAUUUGCUGGAGCCAAAGAUUUGCUGUCAGGUUCACACACAGCAUCCGAUCGUUUUGAACAUUGCUCUCCAUUUAAACCUGUGAUGUGGCAUACCAAAGCUUCUCUUCUACAGUACACGUACUCAUUUCUGCACAAAGCAGAGUCAGUAAAUCAAAUUGGUACCUUGAAGUACUUCAGGGAGAAGUACAAUAGAAGGAAUGCUACCCCUUCCAAAGUUCUUGACUCCUAUGAAGGAAGUGAAGAGCUGUUCCUCAGUGUAGGUAAAGCUUACAUAAUAACAGCUGUGCUGAACUUUUUUGGGAUGUCAGACCUUGAGGAUACACCAUCAUUACAUAAAUUUCCACAAAACAUUGCACGCGAGACCACAGAAAACAAGAAGAAAUACUUUGAUGAUGCCUUUGGAAAGUUUAUUGACAAGUUCCUGUUACAGAAAGUAAAUGCCAAUGAUUUUUACAAUGAUGAUUAUGUAAUGAAUUAUGCCCUUUGCUGUAUUUUCCUGGCUGUUCUUGUCAUGCAGAUGAAGGACACUGCAGCAGAGGGAGAUGGCAACAGAAAUCUCAUCAAUCAAAAACUCUUGCUCUCAGUUUUCAAGUCUAUGGGGGCAUACAGCAAAUAUGCAAUUGAAAUGUUUGUGAGUAUAGCCCAGAUUGAGUGUUUAUUAACUCCACGCCUAUCUGAACAGUUCAAAUGGGGAUUUUUUGUAAACUGGAGGGGUGGCUUUGGAAGAAAUAUCGAAGACGAUUUGGCCCAAGAAAUUUCAAACCGAUGCAGUAAAAGUAUUGUCCAGAGGCAGGGACCAAACAAAACUCUGAACUCUAUUAGCAAGGUCUGCAAAGCCACUACUGGCAUCUAUCAAAUCGUACAGGAAUUUGACUCAUCAGUUGGCAUUCACAAGACAUCUGUAGAACAUACUACACGAGACUCACUUCAAGAUGAGAAGGAAAUGGUACAGGACCUACUGCAGUUGAAUCCUUUCCAUUACAUGUCUGCGAGAUGUCAUGACAGCUUCCCUGAAAUUAAAAGGUCUCCCCUAAAGUACUUGAACAUUGUUGAAUUUCAUGAGUGGCUGGAUAAACACAUGAGAGAAUUAGCAGCUUAA